This is a messenger RNA of Apaloderma vittatum (bar-tailed trogon), 666 nucleotides long. It is a transcript of the gene AQP11, whose product is annotated as aquaporin 11. The record is from RefSeq and is a predicted model, not a curated record. Gene Ontology annotation, cellular component: cytoplasm; membrane. Gene Ontology annotation, biological process: transmembrane transport. Gene Ontology annotation, molecular function: channel activity. The annotation marks the transcript as partial. NCBI's taxonomy places the organism in Eukaryota, Metazoa, Chordata, Aves, Trogoniformes, Trogonidae. The transcript is spliced from 3 exons.
AGGUUCGCCCGCCGCCGGCUGCGCUCCCACCAGCGCCUUCGCGCUUUCCUCCUGGAGAUGUUUAGCACCUUCCAGAUCUGCGCCUGCACCAACGAGCUCUGCCUGCUCGGCAACGUGGAGCCGAAGCCUCACGCUGCCUUGGCUCUCACCUACGGUUUCACCGUCCUGCACGGUUUGACCCUGAGCGGCAACGCGUGCAACCCCUGCGGCACCUUGCAGCUGGUGUGGGCCGGUGGGACGUCGCUCAAGGCGGGAGGACUCCAGAUCGGCGCUCAGUUCGCGGCCGCGGUGCUUGCCAGAGCCUUUAUGCGCUUUCUCUGGAGCCUGGAGCUGGCAGAGCCGCAUUUUGGAGCCCUCUCGCAGCGCUGCAGCAACCCCAUGCAGAUUACGGAGGUGCAGGCGUUCUGCAUAGAACUGCUCUUUUCUGUCGUCUUCCAGCUGACCGUCCUGCGAGUGGAACGCGUUCACCCCAAAUACAAAGUCCACUUGAUAGCUCUUCUCAUCACCAUGCUCGUAUAUGCAGGUGGAAAUCUCACAGGAGCAAUAUUUAACCCGGCGCUGGCUUAUUCAUUACAUGCAAAUUGCUUCUAUGACAGAUUUUUGAGUUACUCCCUAGUGUACUGGAUAGCCCCAUCCUUAGGUACAUUACUUGUGGCUUUUAUAUAG